AUGUUUGAAGGAUUUCCAGAAGCAACAGGAAUUUACACAGAAGAUAUUCCUGAAGAAGACUACGAUAUGUUCAACGAUCAAGCUGUUAAAGAAUUGGUACAAAAGGUCAACAAGCUGGAAAAAGAAAAAGCUAAAACAGAAUUGGAGCGUGAUAUUCUGAAGAAACAAAUCUCUUCUUUGAAUGUAAAGAUAAAGAACUUAGAAGAUGUGAAUCAAACACUCAAUCAACUUCUCAGUGAAAUGAGUGAAGCUUCGUCAAAUGAAAUGAAGGCGAUGAAGUUGGAAAUGGAAGCCAUGAAAGCAGACAAGGUUGUGAAAGAUGAACAACUUCAUAUGCUAUACUCUGUCAUGGAAAAUCAUUUAAAGAUGGAUGUUCAUGCUGCAUUCAAUGAGAUAGAAGUGAAACGAGCUGAAGAAAGGAGAUUAGAACGUGAAAGACGCUUAGUUGAAGAAGCCACCCAAAAGAACAAAGGUGUGAUUGAUGAUACUCAAGAAGCUGGUGGUUCAUCAAGUCAACCUGAUAUUGGUGGUUCAUCAUCACAACAAGAUAUUGAAAUGGUUGAAGUGGUAGAAAUUCAUGAACAAGAAAUAGCUGAAGAUGAACAAGAAAUGGUUGAAGCUGAAGAAGUUCAGGAACCAGACUUCAUGAUUGUUGGUGAGUCUUCUAAGCCUAUUGAUAUAGACAACAUUCUUCGAAGGGUUGAUGUUAUUCAAAGAAAACGAAAGGCAAGAGAAGUAUUGCUACUAGAAUGGAAGACACAACAAUUUGUUCUUGUUGGUAAUGCCUAUCCUGUGCCUUACAAUGUUCAAGAAGUUGCUCGUGAGAUGAAAGUUAAAGAAAGGCGUAGAAAGGCAAACAAAGCUCGUGGAGAAGUUGUUGAGGAUGACUCCGAUGUAGAGUUAUUUGGAGAAGAUGAAGCAGAGGAAGAUGAAGAUAACGUUGAUGAUCAAAUGGAUGAUAAGCUUGAUGAUAACAAUGAUAAAGAUGAUAAAGGUGAUGAUGACAAUGAUCAAGGUGCUUCCGGGUUGUUAGUCAAAGAUCCAAUUGUUCAAGAAAGAAUUGAAGAGCUAUUGAAUGAUGAGAUUAAUGAGCAAGAGGAUGAUGUACAAAAUGAAGCAUCAUCAUCUGGAAAACAACAUGUUGAUCAGGUACUUCUCUCAAACCCAACUAUUAUUUACUUGAAUGUUCAACAAGAAGGAGAGGUUGAGGUUAGAAGAACCAGAGCUGAAAUGCUAGAGGAAUUAGGUUUAGAAGAAGGAAAGUUCAAGUUUGAUAUUGAGGAUGAAAUUCCUCAGUCACCAGCUAAAGACUUCGAGCCUAGAUAUGCAUUUGAAGCAGAUCAUUAUGAUGAUGUGAUUGUUGAAGACGCUUGA
Molecule: messenger RNA, 1374 nt
Organism: Helianthus annuus (common sunflower)
Lineage: Eukaryota; Viridiplantae; Streptophyta; Magnoliopsida; Asterales; Asteraceae
Product: trichohyalin-like
Exons: 2
Coding region: 1-1374 (457 amino acids)
Source: RefSeq, a predicted model, not a curated record